Panicum virgatum (switchgrass) is the source of this 2098-nucleotide messenger RNA. Its product is annotated as TOM1-like protein 6. The transcript is spliced from 9 exons. Bases 127 to 1869 code for a protein of 580 amino acids. NCBI's taxonomy places the organism in Eukaryota, Viridiplantae, Streptophyta, Magnoliopsida, Poales, Poaceae. Gene Ontology annotation, biological process: protein transport to vacuole involved in ubiquitin-dependent protein catabolic process via the multivesicular body sorting pathway. The record is from RefSeq and is a predicted model, not a curated record. Gene Ontology annotation, molecular function: ubiquitin binding; phosphatidylinositol binding.
AAUACCGCCCCCCCCCCCCCCCCCUCCGCCUCUCCUCAUCCUCCUCCUCCUCCCUUCUCCCACGUUGUUGCCGUGGGUAUCGGAUUUCUCCACCUGCUGGAGGUCGCUCGAUCGGCAAGAGCAGAGAUGGCGGCGGUGAGGGUGGACAAGGCCACCAACGAGCUGCUGCUGGGCCCCGACUGGACCCUCAACAUCGACAUCUGCGACGCCGUCAACUCCGAUCACGGGCAAGCAAAAGAAGUGAUUAAAGCUCUGAAAAAACGUCUUCAGCACAAGAAUGCGAAUGUUCAAUUUCUUGCUUUGACGCUUUUAGAGACUCUAAUAAAGAACUGUGGGGAUCACGUGCAUGUUCAAGUCAUAGAGCGCAAUAUACUGGAGGAAAUGAUGAAAAUUGUGAAGAAAAAGGCAGAUAUGCAAGUGAGGGACAAAAUUCUAACACUCCUGGAUUCUUGGCAUGAAGCAUUUGGCGGGCCUGGUGGAAAGCACCCUCAUUAUUACUGGGCAUAUGCUGAAUUGAAGCGAUCUGGUGUGGAAUUUCCUAAGCGCUCACCUGAUGCUGCACCGAUAUUUACUCCUCCGGUCACACGUCCAGCAUCUUUGCCAUCAUAUCUUCAAGCAGGGUAUGGAAUGCCAGUCGAUUCUUUGUCAAGGCUUGAUGUGGCAAUGUCAUCUAAUGGAGCUUCUCUGAGCAUGCUAGACUUGGAACAUAUGCUGGGAGCUGUGGAACUAUUAAAUGAGAUGUUGAGAGCUGUGGAUCCCAAUGAUCAGGAUGCUGUCAACGAUGAAAUUAUCGCGGAACUUGUGAACCAAUGUAGGUCGGACCAAAAAAAGAUCUUGAGCUUGGUAAGUUCACUAAGGGAUGAGGAACUCUUGAGCCAAGCCCUUGAUUUAAAUGAUAAAUUACAAAUUCUGCUUGAGAAACAUGAUGCAAUGGUACCAGGAUCUCCCGUAUCAGCCGAAGUAGCAGAUGUGGUGAGUGAAUUGCCAGCAGGAACCACUCCAAACCUAGGUGAAAAGGUUGCUCCUACAACUGCAGUCGCCUCAACCAAUGUUUUGGAUGAUGAGGAAGAAGAUGAAGACGACGAGUUCUCUCAGCUAGCUCGCAGGAACUCAAGAUUCAAAUCCACAAGCAGCGACACCACCUCUUCUAGUUUGGGCACAUCUUUGUCAACGAUCCAUGAGGGAAUACCAGGAUCAGCAGUUUCUGUUCCCUUUACAACUUCUGCAUCAGUUCCAAGCAAUGCAUUGUCUCUGCCUGAUCCACCAGCCCCCGUGAGGACUUCUCCAGAAGACCAGGUUAUGAGUGACCUUCUUGCACUCACCAUAUCCUCAAACUCAUCACCACCUUAUACCCCAGUAACACCUGAACCAGCCUUGAAUCAAGGUGGCUCAACAGCUAGUGACCAUCCACAGCCUUAUCAUGUAAACCAAGGACAUGCUUCUGCACAUUAUGUCGCUCCAUGGGUGCAGCCUCAGCCUCAAACCACAAGCAUUCAGCAACAGACACCAGCCCCGUCUCCUUUGCCCUACAACUCAUUGGCUUAUCCACCGCCACCAUGGGCCUCCCAUGACAGCACCGAGUCGAACCCUUUUGUGGUGGCAUCGUCUCCGCAUCAGCCAAGUUCCUACUCACCUAUUAACGUACCACCAAACUUGAGGCCCCUGCAGCAAUCACAUUCUUUUGCAGUGCCACUUCGAACUGCAAGUUUAGACUCACCAAUAAAUCGGAACAUGAAGCAACCUCUUUCUGCUGGGGCUCGCAGGCCAUCUUAUGUUUCAUCCAACAAGUUCUUCGAUGACUUGUUUGAGAGAAAUUCAGAUGGUAGCCUGAAAGUAGACAGUGGCACGUCCAGUCCAUACAAGGCGUAGUGAUGGCUAUGGAAAAUAAAAUGUAAAGAAUGUCUAUCAUGCUAGAUUGUUUUCUUAUCUUGGCUUUUACUGUUAUCAUCCUGCCCGUAAGAUUGGGGGGUUUCCCCAAUCCAUCUUAGAAUUAUUUGGUUGAUGCUUCUGGCUGGGAACUUGCUAACCUGUUAAUAAAUAAUUUAUGCCAAAGCAAAGCUAUAUGAAAGCAUCAGCAUCAGCCUAUUUGUUGGCCAAA